Molecule: messenger RNA, 255 nt
Organism: Prunus armeniaca (apricot)
Lineage: Eukaryota; Viridiplantae; Streptophyta; Magnoliopsida; Rosales; Rosaceae
Source: the annotation of a GenBank genome assembly
AUGGCCGCCAUACCGUUCAAGCACCUUCUCCUUGUGGCCUUCAUCUUGCUUUGUUUCAUCUCUAUCACAGCUGAAGGACGAAGCUUGGGAGUGGUUAGUAAGAGUUCUGAUGAUGGUCAUCAGAAGAGCCAUGAUCUUCAUGACCCCUUUAAACAGAAAGAAGAGGAUCAUGAAGGGUUGCUGCCAGAUGAGAGCAAUGAUUUACUGGCUAUGGAUUACACUCCAGCAAGUAAAAAGCCUCCAAUCCAUAACUAA